UCAGAGAACGAGAUAUUGCAAACCAGCCAAUCGGGGGGACGUUGUUUGUCGAUUCCAAGAAGCGUCCUCUCCACAGACAAAAGUCGAGAUUUAUCUCGGAAGACAUGUAACCUCGCACGGUAAUAAUGAAGUACCGCUUUAGAGCAUCGUAUAGGCUUGUGUCUUCGUUGCUCAAAAACACCGUCUGAAUGUUGUUGUAACGUCUCGAAAGAAUGAAAACCAGGGAAUCGCCGCCGCCAGUUCAUGUCCAUCUACCGGAGACCACACCAGUAACGUUACAUGUUCAUAUGAGGAGGAGUCCCAGCAACACCCCACAGAAUAGGACAAACGAUGCCCAGGUGGUGAGAAAUGGAGGGAGGCCAAAGGUGCGAACCCCGUGGAUUCCUCCAGGAAGACUGUCCUGUCGAAGAGAUGUGGGCUCAUACAAGUGUCAGAGAAGCAGACUGCAGCAUCAGUCGGAAAGUGGAAGCGGACAUCAGCAUGAUGCAGAGGAGCAGGGCGAGGAGCUGGCGGCAGUAUCGAAAAACCUCAGCAUCCUACUCAGAGAGCAAGAAAGCACUCGUGGUUUGAAGAAGUCAGAUUCUAGGGGUCAACACAGAGAGACAGACGUGCUCCUGAGGGCACUCGUAGAAGCAGAAAUUGACGGUGUAGCCGUAGCGAAUCAGCUGACAGCCCUGAAGGAAACUGUCGAUGGUCUUUCUAAGGACAAGCGGCUUUCAAAAUUGCAUGCAGCCUCACUGGGACGGCAGCAAGAGUUGUUGUUAGAGAAGAUAGAGAUGUUUGACCACACAAAUCACAGCCUUCGAGAGCUCCUCAGAGAGUGGAGUGAAUAUGAGAGAGAAUCACUGAUGUGGUCGGAACAGAAAGUUGCCUUAAAGAAGAGAAUGGCUGAUAGUGAAGCAGAGAACAUUCGACUUUUGGCCAAACUCACCAACAAGGAGAAGGAGGCGUCUAAGCUUGCUGAGCAUUUGGACUUUGAAAAGGACAACGCAAAGACGACGGCGGAGCUUUCAAGAAUCCUGCAGUCAACCCGCGACCAUCUGGAGUCUGAGCUGAACAGAACAGAAGCUGAAAAGGCCCAUCUUGCUGCUCAGAUUCAGAGGAUGCAGCAGAGCCACGAGGAGCAGCAGGAGGAGCUGCAGGCUCUGCAGGAGGAGCUGCAGACUCUGAGGCAGAGGCGACAGGAGGAGAAGGAGGAGCUGGGGCGGCAGGACCAGGAGACGCUGGCCCUGCUGACCGAGCAGGCAGAGCGGACCGAAGAGUCCGCCAGACAGCUCGCGGUAAAACUGCAGGAGAAGGAAUCCCAGCUGGCUCAAGCUCUGUCCACCUCCAGUGACUGGUGCCUCCGCCACUCUAAAGAGGCAGCUGCGAAAGGACAGCUGGAGGAGGAGAUCUCUGCUCUCAAAUUUCAGGUGACCGAGCUGAACUCUCGGCUUCAUUCAGUGGAGGAGAGGAGUCGCACGGAGAGGGAGGAGCUCAGGGAUCAGCUUCAUCAACUCAACGCUGAAAACACCUCCGCCAAGCUGGACAACCAAAGACUCAAGGGUCAGUUGACCUCAUCUGAGGAGAAGCUCCGAGGUCUGCAGUCUGAAGCCCGUCAGCUGAAAUCAUCGAUCAAAAAGCAUGAAAACUUGGUAGAGAAAUACAAGAAGAAGGUUCAGCAGGCUCGUUUGGAGUCGGAGGAGUACCGCCUGAAGCUGGAGAUGACACAGAAGGAGGCACAGGAGGUGAAGGUGAGCCUGGAGAGGGAGAAGGAGCAGGUUAGGAGGGAGCUGCUGGGCCGGCUCAGAGAGCUCGAGACACUGCCCGCCAGGCUGAGGAGGACCGAGCAGCAGCUCAGGGACGUACGACAGGAGGCUGACGUCCACGAGAGGAGGAACGUGGAGCACAACUCAGCUCUCUCUGAAGUCAGACACAAGGUGGAACAGCAAGGCACUCAGCUGGAGACGUUUCAGCAGAGGAACCUGCUGCUACAGGAGGAGAACAACGCUCUCAAAGAGAAAAUUCACAACAUGGAGAGGAGGCUGGAGGACGUGAAGUUAGAAAACAAUGGGAUGUCUCAGGCUCUCUCCUCAAAGGAAGCUUCUGUCCAGUCCCUUCAACAGCAGCUGGAGGAGAAGACCCGAGAGUGCAGCGUCCUGUCCAGACAGCUACAACAAACUUUGGACGACGCACAGAGACAGGUGGACAACAGCAUGCAGAAGGUUUUGGCCAAAGAGAGAGCGUCUCAGUCUAAAGUCUUGGACUUGCAGAGUCAGCUGAGCAGAGCCAAAACAGAGCAGAGUCAGCUACAGCGAAGCAAGGAGGAGAUGCAGCGUCGUUUCCAGAAUCAGCUGCAGAACAUGAAGGACAGACUGGAGCAGUCAGACUCAACGAACCGCAGUCUGCAGAACUAUGUUCAUUUUCUCAAAACUUCAUAUGGAAACGUGUUUGGUGACUCUUUGCUUGCAAGCUGACUGCAAAAUUCUCCAAACUGACCAGCAUUCAUCCAUUCCUAAAGCAUUGUAGUAGACCUAAAUGACACUGACUACUACUGUUGACUUGAGUGUUUUAUAUACUGUAUUAAAUUUAUACAACUUUUUUGGAAUAAA
This is a messenger RNA of Chelmon rostratus (copperband butterflyfish), 2591 nucleotides long. Its product is annotated as outer dense fiber protein 2-like. Gene Ontology annotation, cellular component: centrosome. The transcript is spliced from 17 exons. The record is from RefSeq and is a predicted model, not a curated record. Gene Ontology annotation, biological process: regulation of cilium assembly. Lineage: Eukaryota; Metazoa; Chordata; Actinopteri; Chaetodontiformes; Chaetodontidae. The coding region runs from base 213 to 2456 and encodes 747 amino acids.